This is a messenger RNA of Mucor velutinosus, 2268 nucleotides long. RefSeq lists its product as uncharacterized. The coding region runs from base 1 to 2268 and encodes 755 amino acids. The transcript has 4 exons. NCBI's taxonomy places the organism in Eukaryota, Fungi, Mucoromycota, Mucoromycetes, Mucorales, Mucoraceae. The record is from RefSeq and is a predicted model, not a curated record. Gene Ontology annotation, molecular function: RNA binding.
AUGAAGACACAAUGGGGUGUGUCCCGUAAGUUUGGAUUCAUCGGUUACAAGACCGAAGCAGCAGCAGAAGCAGCCAUGAAAUACUUUGACAACACCUACAUCAACACAUCCAGAAUUCACGUGGAGAAGGCUAUCGCUUAUGGAUCAGAAAACUUGCCUAGAGCUUGGAGUAAAUAUUCAGAAGGUUCCUCUGCCCACGACCGCAUGACUGGAGCAUCGAAAAAGAAGGCAGAGUUCGCAGUAGAGGAGACCGACGCAUAUCAUGACAAGCAGCGCAAAGAAAGAGAAGAGUUUAUCAACAAAUUGAAUGCUGAAAAGAGCGAUCCCAAGCUGAAAGAAUAUUUGGAUGUCAUGUCAUCUCGAUCCAAGAGCAAGACUUGGGCCAACGACGAUUCUGCCGCUGCUCAAGAAGAAAAAGCCAAGGAGGAUAUUUCAACAAAGGUCGAUUAUCAAGGCUCAGAUGAUGAACUCUACGAUGAUCUUCCACCCAAAAAUGAUACCAAGAAGACCGAUAAAGAGGAUGUAGAUAUGGAGGAGAAGGAAGAAGAAGAGGACAGUAUGGAAGUGGAUGCCAAGAAAAAGAAAUCCAAAAAGACUACAACUACUACUAAAGCUUCUGAACCACCAGCAGCAGCAACUGAGACAGAGGAGGCUCCUGUGCACACCAAGAGCGACAACCCCAAGGAAUUGAUUGAGGACACUGGCCGCUUGUUUGUUCGUAACUUAUCAUACGCAUGCACAGAGCAAGAUUUGAGAGAUCUUUUCGAGAAAUACGGUACCUUGUCUGAAGUGCAUAUGCCCAUUGCUAGAGACACCAAGAAAUCCAAGGGCUAUGCCUACAUUCUCUACUUGUUGCCUGAACAUGCGCUCAAAGCCUACGAAGCAUUGGACAUGAAGACUUUCCAAGGCCGCCUACUACACAUUAUCCCUGCUGAAGAGAAGCCUCCCGCCAAGGAAGAGGAUAUUUUGGGUGUGAAUGGUACUAAAUUGAGUGCUGUCAAGAAGGAUAAAGAGAAGAAGCGUAGAAAUCUUGCCGGCAAUGAUUUCAAUUGGAACUCGCUGUACAUGAGUGCUGAUGCUAUUGCAGAAUCCAUUGCUGAUCGUCUCGGUGUCGACAAAUCUGAAGUAUUAAACGCUGAUGCUGAUAACAUGGCUGUGAGAUUGGCUUUAGCAGAAACACAAAUCGUCAAUGAAACCAAAGAAUUUUUUGAAAAGCAUGGCAUCGUGCUCGACAAUUUUGGAAAGAAGGAGAGGAGCGAAACUAUCAUCUUGGUCAAGAACAUUCCUUAUGGCACCAGCGAAGAUGACAUGCGUGAAUUGUUUGGUAAAUAUGGUGAAUUGGGUCGUGUACUUGUUCCUCCUGCAAAGACAAUUGCCGUGGUCGAGUUUCUUGAACCUAGCGAAGCCCGUAAUGCCUUCAAGUCUUUGGCUUACCGUCGCUACAAGGAUUCCUUGAUCUAUCUUGAAAAGGCUCCUAGUAACUUGUUCAAGGACAAGUUUGUACGUAACCCCAAUGCAGCUGCCAAGAAACAGGAAGCUGUUGAAGCUAAACCUUCUAGUGCUGCUGAUCUAUUGCAAGCCUCUGAUGAUACUGUCAACAGCGACGACAUCACCACCCUGUUUGUCAAAAACCUCAACUUUUCUACUACAGCGGAAGCACUUCGUAACUCAUUCAAGGGUAUCGCUGGCUACAGAUCGUCUCGUAUUAAUGUGAAGCCAGAUGCCAAGAAUCCAGGAAAGACCCUCAGUAUGGGUUUUGGCUUCAUUGAAUUUGACAACAAAGCCAAUGCUGAAAAGGCAUUGAAGGCUAUGCAAGGCUUCAACCUGGACGGACAUACACUAGAGUUAAAGCUCUCUCAUCGUAAGGCAGAUACAAGCUCAAAGAAGAGCAGCAAGACACCUGAAACCACCAAACUGGUCGUUCGUAACGUGCCAUUUGAAGCUACUGAUAAAGAUUUGCGCGAAUUAUUUGGUGCUUAUGGCCAACUCAAAUCACUUCGUAUGCCCAAAAAGUUCAAUGGUGGCCAUCGUGGUUUUGCCUUCUUGGACUUUCUCACUAAGCAAGAAGCUAAAAAUGUAUAUGACAAUAUGGGUAAUAUUCACUUGUACGGUCGUCAUCUUGUCCUUGAAUGGGCUCAAGAAGAAGAUAAUGUGGAUUCGCUCAGAGAAAAGACUGGAAAGCAUUAUUCAAAGGAAGAACAGAUUGGUGGUCGUGUGAAUAAGAGACAAAAGGUGGAUUUAGAUGGUGACGAUGAUAUGUUGGAGUAG